CAAAACCUCUGGUGCCUCUAUACUGUUGAUGUUGUAACAUUUCAACUUCUCUAUAUAUAAGGGUGUUAUACUUCAAUUUUGUCAGUUUAUAUUCAAUUUUCAUUGCGAUAACAAAGCAAAUUAAUUAAUUCGUGUGACCAUAUUUAAAUAAUAAAAAAUAUAGUGAGAGAGUGUAAGGAAGAGGAGAAAGAGAUUCAAGUCUAAUUAAUAUUCAAUAAGUGUGCAAUUUUGUGAAAUUAAAAUAAAUUUUUUAAAAAUAUGAAGGUGUUAAUUGUUUUGACAUCAAUCGUUGGAUUGAGUUUGGCACAGUUUCCAAAUGGAAGAAUUUUGGAACCACCUGUACCAGCUCUCUGUGCACAACGUGUGAUUCAUGAAAGAUCUCCCGAUGGUAAAGGAUAUUGGUUCUCAUGGAAGGAUCAAAAUACAAAAGGAAAGGAAGAGGACUGGCUAGGCGCAAGAAACUUCUGUCGUCAACGUUGUAUGGAUGCCGUAUCCGUAGAAACAUCACCCGAAAAUGAAUGGAUUAAACAAAGAAUUGUUGAUGGAAAGCAAAAAUACAUUUGGACAUCGGGUCGUGUCUGUGACUUCCAGGGAUGUGAUCGUGCUGAUUUGCAACCAACAUCAAUCAAUGGAUGGUUCUGGACAGCAGAACUCCAAAAAUUGGCACCAACAACAGAUCGUCGUCAAAAUGAUUGGAGUGAAAAUGGUGGAAUUGGUCAACCACAACCAGACAACAGAGAACUUCAACAAGGAGGUGCACCUGAAAAUUGCUUGGCUAUCUUGAAUAACUUCUAUAACGAUGGUGUUCACUGGCACGAUGUUGCAUGCCAUCAUGUUAAGCCAUGGGUUUGCGAAGAAAAUGAUGCUCUUCUAAAAUACGUCCGUUACACAAACCCAAAUCUUCGAAUCUAAAGGCAUUUAAAUUCGCAUAAGCGAUGACCAUGCAACGCUUGAUUUCAUUAUUCAUUAUUUUUAAAUUUUCACUUUUUAAAUUGAAAGUAAUGACAAUAAUAAUAUAUUUUAGGAAUCAGUUUAGAAGUUAGAUGAACAAAAAA
Chironomus riparius is the source of this 1055-nucleotide messenger RNA. Lineage: Eukaryota; Metazoa; Arthropoda; Insecta; Diptera; Chironomidae. The record is from the annotation of a GenBank genome assembly.